This is a messenger RNA of Suillus subaureus, 396 nucleotides long. RefSeq lists its product as uncharacterized. The transcript has 5 exons. The record is from RefSeq and is a predicted model, not a curated record. Lineage: Eukaryota; Fungi; Basidiomycota; Agaricomycetes; Boletales; Suillaceae. The coding region runs from base 1 to 396 and encodes 131 amino acids.
AUGAGCGGCAUGAUUGAAUCCGGAAAGUACAAGAUCGCCAAUUACAUGUAUCCAAACCGAUACGUCUACAUGUCAGGAAACAAUGAGUUCGUCGGCCAUGACGUUGCUCAGAUCAUCCAAGUCGAUGUCAUAGACGUGGUUCAGCAUCUUGCGACUCUCUUUGAUACUGCAACAAACAAGUACCUUGGGUGCGACUUGGAUGAUGGUAAAGUCAAAGGCUACGACGAUCCACAGGUGCUCCAGUUGUCGGGUGACGACGGCGUCAGAUUUGUGAUCCAUCCACAGGACGUCAACCAAGUGUGGGUUCUCAAAGAUGACGGAAACUGGACCUUUAUCACUGUUGAGCCAGCUCCUGACUCGGAUAAUAAGUACUGGACGUUCGAAAAUGUGGAAUAG